This is a messenger RNA of Pocillopora damicornis (cauliflower coral), 3297 nucleotides long. Its product is annotated as wee1-like protein kinase 1-B. Gene Ontology annotation, biological process: protein phosphorylation; mitotic cell cycle. Gene Ontology annotation, molecular function: magnesium ion binding; non-membrane spanning protein tyrosine kinase activity; ATP binding. Gene Ontology annotation, cellular component: nucleus; cytoplasm. NCBI's taxonomy places the organism in Eukaryota, Metazoa, Cnidaria, Anthozoa, Scleractinia, Pocilloporidae. The record is from RefSeq and is a predicted model, not a curated record.
UUCACACUUCGCCAUUCAUUCUGCUAAAGGCCUUGGAUUUUUGUUCCAUUUUGCUCGUCAAUUUACUGCAAUUCCAAAUCUACCGAAAUAGUUCUUGAAACGUACUUGAAUAGUUUAUUACCACUUGGUUUGAUGGCGUGCACAAAAGCUCGACCGGGACGCCUUCCAUUCGUCCUAGAAGAAGACGAUUGUGAAAUGGACAGGUCUUCCACCGACGCCAACAGCGGUUGUAGUCCUUCUCGGCUCAUUGCACCAGUAUCACCCGAAUUCACAGACGAGGGUUGGGAUCUUGGCUUUUCAAGUCCUUUUAGAGAUUGCAUGUCAGAUGAAUCACCGGAAAAAGCCAAAAUGAGUGGUUGUACUACUCCGCCUCUGUCGCCUCCUUCACUGGGUGCGCUUCGCUUGUUCGACUCACCUCAGACGCCAAAAAGUUUACUUGAACGUUCGUCCAAUGUGAAUCGCACAAUGGAUUUUAAAAGGCCUGUGUCGAGACUGCGCCGUGGCUUACUAAAAGGUCGUGGAUUUGAAAGUGAACCCCGAAUGGGACCGCGAUCUCGCCAGGUAACUGCAAACGUGAACCCGUUUACUCCAGACUCAGCCAUUGGUGCGAAGCGAGCAAGACAAGGAGAAGGAAGGAAUGGCUCAAUUUGUAAUGAUAAUGACGAUGAAGAUAUGGACGAUGAUGAUGACGAAAUAUUUGGAAACCCAGCUAAGAGACUUGCACUCCAUGAGAGUAACAUUUCGCGUUACAAUGCAGAAUUUGUUGAAAUAAGCACAAUAGGAUCUGGCCAGUUUGGCUCUGUACAUAAAUGUCUAAACAGACUAGAUGGAUGCAUCUAUGCAUUGAAGCGGUCUCUGAAACCAGUAGCUGGUUCUAUUGAUGAGCAAAAUGCGAUGCGUGAGGUGUAUGCCCAUGCUGUCCUAGGAAAGAAUCCUCAUGUCGUACGAUAUUACUCUGCAUGGGCAGAAGAUGGACACAUGUUGAUACAGAAUGAGUACUGUGAAGGGGGAAGUCUGGCUGACGUGAUUGAAAGAAAUGCAAAACAAAAUGAAGCUAUGGCAGAAGGAGAAUUAAAACAGCUUCUCAUACAAAUAGCUGAGGGUCUGAAGUAUAUCCACUCACUGGCUUUGGUUCAUAUGGAUAUCAAACCUGGGAACAUAUUUAUCAGUUACAGCUCAGGUAUUGAUGAAUGCAAUCACAGUGGUGAUGAAGGAUUUGAUGAAAAUGACACCCCAGGCCCAAGGAAAAGAACACCACUUUAUAAAAUAGGUGACUUGGGUCAUGUUACAUCAGUGAGUAGUCCUCAAGUGGAAGAAGGUGACUGUAGAUUUUUGCCCAAUGAAAUACUACAAGAAGAUUAUUCUGCCUUACCUAAAGCUGACAUUUUUGCUCUAGCACUGACGGUUUUUCUAGCUGGUGGAGGGCCAGAACUUCCAAAGAAUGGUGAAGAAUGGCAUGAAAUCAGGAGAGGCCAACUACAAAAUCUUGAGAAAAUCUCAAAAGAAAUGAAUUCACUAUUAAAGCUAAUGAUUAACCCUGUGGCUAAAGACCGACCAUCUGCCACAGCCCUGACACAACAUCCAGUUCUUUGUCCUCUUGCAGCAAAAUCCAAGGCCCAACUCAGAAAGGAACUGAAUGCUGAAAAAUUUAAAAAUGAAGUCUUAUCCAGGGAGCUGGAGGAGGCAAGAGUACAACAAAAGAACUCUCCUCAGCGUAAAAUAGGACUUGGGUCUCAAACCCGUAACUCUAGAGUCAUAGGACAGAAAGUUAACAGAAGCAUGAGUUUAAGUGUCAUUAUGUGAAUGAUGAUUGUUGUAAAUACUGUUUUACUGGUUAUCUCAGAGAUAAUGUUUUACCUUUUUUACAGGAUUUUUUAACAGGUUACCUUGAAUUUAGACUAUAUGAAAUCAUUAAUUUUCUAUAUUUUUACAUAACACAGGGUUUUACUGAAUCAAAUAUUUUGAAAAUGAAACAAAAUUAAUUGUAUAAGGAUGGGUUAUUUAGGUGAUAUUGAAAUAAAUUUUUUUAAAACAAAGACAUGGAAUGUGUAGAAAUUUAUUGAAUGCUCACAAUGACCCGAUUAAUCUGAAAUUAGAAAUACAACAGUGACAACUAUUUUUGUGCUCAUUUUUGCAUUGAAGAUUGAGCCAUCACUUGUCACUUCCUGGUUAUCCUUUAACCCCUGAGAGUGAUUAGCAUCUUAUUUCUAUGCUGAAUCAAACACCAAGGUCAUGAGAAUAAAGGAAAUGAUCAACACCUUUUAAAAGAAGCUCUUAACCCUUUAACUUUCAUUAGUGACGAAGACAGAAUUUCUCCUUACUCUAUCUAUACAACAUCAGGCAGAUAGGUGAUGAGAAUAAAGGAAAAUAUCAAUUAUGGGAUCACAAAUUGAUCUGAUACCAGAUUCUCCAAACUACUAUAAUGAGAAUCAUUAGGCAGACAGUAAGGAGAAUUAACAUUGAGAUCUUGGGAGUUAAAGGGUUAAUAGGUUGACAAAUAUCAGGAAAUGUACAAAGAACAGUAUGGAGAAUAUGCAAACUGAUUUUAGGGACCAAUGGGUUAAGUGUGGGAUGAGGUGGAUGCAAGGUUGUAUGACAAGAUUUCAAUUAGUCAAACUGUACAAAUACAUUUUCCUAACCGCUUCAAUGGGAAUCUAAAAAUAGAGUUCUGAAGUAAAAGACAUGCCCAUUGAAUUAAUCUUCUAUUACUGUUUAGACAAAUUAAUUCUUAGCUUACAGUUUGUGGUAAAAAGCACUCUGACUACUUUAAAUGAUAGCCUUCCAUGGUUACUGAUCACACUAGAACCCAACAAUGAGCCCUUCCCUACCUUGACAGAAACAAGCAGCCCCAAUGAAAGAGAAAGGAAGCUUCCUCAAAGAUUUUGUUAGUAAUCUAUUACACCAGAGUCUCGCCUUUCAUAUGUCUGCAUAAAAUUUCAAACUAUCAAUUGACACCUUUCAAGUUGUGAGAAGUAGCUUAAUGUCAACAUUGUGUUUCACACUACAUUGAAUCCUAAUUGACAAAAGAAACAAGUACCUCAAAGAAAUACUUGACUUCCUUUUGUUAUAAGCUUGGAUAAAUUAUUUAAAAACCUUUGAACCCAGACGAGGAUUCAAGCCUGAUACCAUCUGAUUUCCUUAACAAGUAGUCCAUUGCUUAAGCUACAAACACUCCUUAGCAAGAUAAGCUCAAACUAGGUUUAGCAAAUUAAUUCAUUACAUUUGUCAUUUAGAUUCAGAAAAACUUUUUUUAAGUGGUAGCAUGAAUAGAAAUCAAUAAAAUAAUGGAGUCAGUAA